GGAGGGGGGGGAGGCAAAGCCAUCCGGGGCGAGCGAGGCGCGCAGAGCAGCGGGGCUCGGCGGUCGCAGCCAGAGGCGCGCGGGAAGCCAGCAAGGAGGCGCCGCGGGCCGGAACCCGGGAGCCGGGGCCCGAGGAGCGGCGGCUCGGGGCAGCCGGAGGCCAGGUGCCCGCCCGCUCGCCCUAGCAGGGCGCCGCCCGGCUCGUUGGCGGCCGCGGAGCGGCGCGCCCCAUGCCCGUGUGUGGCCAUGUCCUACCCGCAGGGCUACUUGUACCAGCCGUCCGCCUCGCUGGCGCUCUACUCGUGCCCGGCUUACAGCACCAGCGUCAUCUCGGGGCCCCGCACCGAUGAGCUCGGCCGCUCGUCGUCCGGCUCCGCGUUCUCGCCCUACGCCGGCUCCACCGCUUUCACGGCGCCCUCGCCGGGCUACAACUCGCACCUCCAGUACGGCGCCGACCCGGCGGCUGCAGCGGCCGCCGCCUUCUCUUCGUACGUGGGAUCGCCCUACGACCACACGCCGGGCAUGGCGGGCUCCUUGGGGUACCACCCUUACGCCGCGCCCCUGGGCUCCUACCCGUACGGGGACCCCGCAUACAGGAAGAACGCCACGCGCGAUGCCACCGCCACCCUCAAGGCCUGGCUCAACGAGCACCGCAAGAACCCUUACCCGACCAAGGGCGAGAAGAUCAUGCUGGCCAUCAUCACCAAGAUGACCCUCACCCAGGUGUCCACCUGGUUCGCCAACGCGCGCCGGCGCCUCAAGAAGGAGAACAAGAUGACGUGGACGCCGCGGAACCGCAGCGAGGACGAGGAAGAGGAGGAGAACAUUGACCUGGAGAAGAACGACGAAGACGAGCCCCAGAAACCCGAGGACAAGGGCGACCCCGAGGGCCCCGAAGCAGGAGGCGCGGAGCAGAAGGCGGCAGCGGGCUGCGAACGGCUGCAGGGGCCGCCCACCCCCGCCGGCAAGGAGACCGAGGGCAGCCUCAGCGACUCGGAUUUUAAGGAGCCGCCCUCGGAGGGUCGCCUGGACGCGCUGCCCGGGCCCCCCCGCGCCGCCGGGCCCUCCCCGGCCGGGCCCGCAGCGGCGCGGCUGGCGGACGAGCCGGCCCCGCAUUACUCCUCGGGCGCGCCGGCCCCGGGCCCGCACCCCGCCGCGGGAGAGCUGCCCCCGGCGCCCGGCGGGCCCUCGGUCAUCCACUCGCCGCCGCCGCCGCCUCCGCAGGCGGUGCUGGCCAAGCCCAAACUGUGGUCUCUGGCCGAGAUCGCCACCUCCUCGGACAAGGUCAAGGACGGGGGCGGCGGGAGCGAGGGCUCGCCGUGCCCACCGGGCCCCGGGCCGGGAGCCGGGCCAGCGCUAGCCGGCAGCCGCGCGUCGCCGGGCCCCGCGCCGUCGCGCUCGCCCUCGGCCCAGUGUCCCUUUCCAGGCGGGACGGUGCUGUCCCGGCCUCUCUACUACACGGCGCCCUUCUAUCCCGGCUACACGAACUAUGGAUCCUUCGGACACCUCCACGGCCACCCGGGCCCCGGGCCGGGCCCCACAACCGGUCCGGGCUCGCAUUUCAAUGGAUUAAACCAGACCGUGUUGAACCGAGCGGACGCUUUGGCUAAAGACCCGAAAAUGCUGCGGAGCCAGUCCCAGCUAGACCUGUGCAAAGACUCUCCCUAUGAAUUGAAGAAAGGUAUGUCCGACAUUUAACGCGGGCUGCGGCGGUCCCGGACUUUGCUAAUUUAUUAUAAAAUCAUGGCCUUGGCAGUUAUAUUUCCAUCAACUGAGAGAGAGAGCGAGAGAGAGAGAGAAAGAGAGAGAGAAAGAGAGAGACAGAAAAAAAAACACUAUCCCUCCUAUUAAAAAGUUUAGUUCAUGGAGAUGGAAGGCAUAAAAAUGUAAACAUCUCCGACACAUAAAAAUGUCUUAACCACCCGAAAAGAAAAACUUUAAAAAAAAAAGGAUUUGUAUUAAAUCUUAUUCUGUAUAUUUAAUGUAGCAUUUUUGUAUUUAAAUUGAUAAUUCAAUAUCUUUGAAGUAAAUUAUGAAAAUAAGACACC
Molecule: messenger RNA, 2048 nt
Organism: Sorex fumeus (smoky shrew)
Lineage: Eukaryota; Metazoa; Chordata; Mammalia; Eulipotyphla; Soricidae
Gene: IRX5
Product: iroquois homeobox 5
Biological process (GO): cell development; regulation of transcription by RNA polymerase II; neuron differentiation
Cellular component (GO): nucleus
Molecular function (GO): DNA-binding transcription factor activity, RNA polymerase II-specific; RNA polymerase II cis-regulatory region sequence-specific DNA binding
Source: RefSeq, a predicted model, not a curated record